UUGAGUCCGAGGAUGGCCGCCUCUGUGGGUGUAAAUAAACAGACGAGCGCCGCAUCGAUGGAGCCGUGUGUUAGACAUGGCCGGGCCACCGGCAGUAAUGCGGUAAAGGUGUUGGAGUGCGGUGUGUGUGAAGAUGUGUUUUCACUACAAGGUGAUAAAGUACCGCGGCUGCUGCUGUGCGGACACACCGUGUGUCAUGACUGUUUGACCCGACUGCCUCUUCAUGGAAGGGCGGUGCGUUGCCCGUUUGACAGACAGGUCACUGAGCUGGGUGAUUCGGGUGUUUGGGGUUUAAAAAAGAACUUUGCUCUGCUGGAGUUGCUUGAACGGCUACAGAAUGGUGCCACUAAUCAGUCGGGCAUGUCGGAGGACGCCCUGCGAGACAUGGGAGAGUGCAUAAUCCGCUGUGAUGAAGAUGAGAGUCAUACCGCCUCCAUGUACUGCACUGUGUGUGCUACGCACCUGUGUGCCGAGUGCUCUCAGCUCACCCACUCCACCCGUACGCUGGCCAAACACCGUCGUGUACCCCUGGCAGACAAGCCUCAUGAGAAAAUGCUCUGCCCACAGCACCAGGUGCAUGCCAUUGAGUUUGUCUGCCUGGAAGAUGGAUGCCAGCCAGGGCCGCUCAUGUGCUGCGUGUGCAAGGAGUAUGGAAAACAUCAAGGGCACAAGCAUGCCGUUCUAGAGGCCGAAGCCAACCAGAUCCGAGCCUCCAUCCUGGACAUGGCACACUGCAUCCGUACGUUCACAGAGGAAGUCUCUGACUACUCCAGGAAGCUGGUGGGCAUUGUGCAGCAUAUUGAAGGAGGAGAGCAGAUUGUGGAAGACAGCAUGGGCAUGUCACAUACUGAACAUGUGCCAGGAACGGCGGAAAGUGCCCGAUCCUGUGUCCGUGCUUACUUUGCCGAUCUGCACGAGACUCUGUGCCGUCAGGAGGAAAUGGCUCUAAGUGUUGUGGACGCUCAUGUUCGCGAGAGGCUAAUCUGGCUUCGACAACAGCAGGAGGACAUGACCAUCUUACUAUCGCAGGUGUCUACAGCCUGUCUGCACUGUGAGAGGACACUGCAACAGGAUGAUUGCAGGGUGGUUUUGGCAAAGCAGGAGAUCAACAGGCUACUAGAGACACUACAGAAACAACAGCAGCAGUUUACAGAACUAGCCGAUCACAUUCAACUGGAUGCAGGCAUCCCUGUUACUUUUACAAAGGAUAACCGUGUACACAUUGGCCCAAAGAUGGAGAUCCGGGUUGUCACUCUGGGCUUAGAUGGGGCUGGCAAAACAACCAUUCUCUUCAAACUGAAGCAAGAUGAGUUUAUGCAGCCCAUACCGACCAUAGGUUUCAAUGUAGAAACCGUUGAAUACAAAAAUCUGAAGUUCACCAUUUGGGAUGUGGGUGGCAAGCAUAAACUCCGGCCGCUGUGGAAACACUACUAUCUCAACACACAAGCGGUGGUGUUUGUGAUUGACAGCUGUCAUAGAGAUCGGCUGAUGGAGUCUCACAGUGAGCUAGCCAAGCUGCUAACAGAGAAAGAGCUCAGGGAUGCUCUGCUGCUCAUCUUUGCUAACAAACAGGACGUCCCCGGUGCCGUGUCCGUAGAGGAGAUGACUGAACUCCUGAGCUUGCACAAACUGUGCUGCGGCCGCAGCUGGCACAUCCAAGGCUGCGACGCCCGCAGCGGCAUGGGUCUGCACGAGGGGCUGGACUGGCUCUCACGCCAGCUGGUGGCCGCUGGGGUCUUGGAUGUGGCCUGAGGGGACCCUCAAAAGACUUGAAAAUGACUUCAACCCCGAAUCCGAGCCUGUCCGUGUCAUUUGCACAUCGCUCGCAUUAACCUUCAUCAUCACACUCUACCAUCAUUCACUAGUAGACUUACUGCAGUGUGCGCUUAAUGGUGUGUUCAAAAACUGGUCAUAUAAGACAUUUCAAAGAAAUAUUCUGGGUUAGAUGUGAGUAAAUCUGUCACAGAAAAUAGUUUUGCUCUUUUUUUUGGAUGAGUCGGAUUAUUUUCUGUUGUAAUGGACAGUUUGGCACCGUAGCUUUCGAUAGAUCAGCACACGUUUAGUUAACAUGAGUAAACUUAUUGUCCCUCACGUCAAAAUGUAGAAGUUUAAUAUUUGGUCAACGCUAUUAUUAUUAUUUUCAAGGUCAAUUAUUUGUUUUUGUUAGGUAGUUAGUAAUAGGGUACACUUAAUGGUGUUUCGAACGUGUAUAGAGGCAAAUGUCUGGAAAAUGAAAUGCCUAGAGGGAUAGCUCAGCCAAUAAUGUAAAUCUUGUCAUUAUUUACUCAUGCUCAUGUUGUCCUAAACCUGUAUGAGUUUCUUUAUUCUGUUGAACUCAAAAGAUAUUUUAAUAAAUUACGGUGAGCACACAGUUGAUGGUACUUUCGUAAUGUUUGUUUUCCUACUAGAACUCAGUAGGUAUCGUCAACUAUUGCGUGCGUACCGUAAUUUAUUCAAAUAUCUCCGUGUUCAACAGAAUAUUGAAACUGACACUGGUUCCAGGGUAAGUUAAUAAUGACGAAUUUUCAUUUUAGUAUGAACUAUUCAUUUGUCAUAAAAUGUCACAAUAUAAAAAUAUGAAUAGUUUUGCUUUUGGGGUAAACGAGUCCCCCCAAUCCAUUUUUUAUUUCUAUCGUGAAUAGUUUUGACUGUAAAUAUUUAUUUAAAUGUAUCUAGUGGUCUUAAAACUAAUGCAUGGGCGCAGGUGUAUUUUCACCAUGUUUGGAGAGAUGGAUGUGGGUUACUGAUUAUUUAUAUUUUUUAGGAGGAUUGUAGUUCUCAUUUUGUCUCAUCUUCAGCUGUGACGUACAUAAACACAAACUUAUUCGUCCUAUCCGCACACUGCUUAUUAAUAUACGGCUGAGGACAUCAUACGUCCUCUCGAAACAAGUAUUUCAAUGCUGUUGUUAUUGUACACAUUUAAAGGAACAGUAUGUAGGAUUGUGGCCAAAACUGGUAUUGCAAUCACAAAACGUGUGGCUAAAACUGGUACUGCAAUCACACAGCUGGUGGCCAAUGCACAACAUGACAACAUAAACAUCAGUUGAGGGCUGCAACUCCACUUUUUAAAUGAUAAUAUCCUGGCUAGACCAAUGUUGUCAGUGAUAUAAGUAUUUGAAAUGAAAAUUAUUUCUUAUUGUCUAGUGACAUUUCAGGGCCAUUUAAUGAUUACUUUAUAUACAUUUCUUACAUACUGUUCCUUUAAGGUUGGCUGUAUGUAAUGCUAUAUUAUAAAUGAUCGGUAUUCAUUUUUCAAACCCAUCCUUUAAAAAUAAGAUGAUUUGCCAGUCUUUCGGUUGGUUUGACCACAAGAUGAUCAUCCUAAACCAGUAAAGACCAGCAAUGCGUUCUUUCAGCAGAGAUGCAUCGCUCCUCAUUGCUAUGUAAUGUUGACUAACUGUACUUAAGUGAAGCUUAUCCUCUUCUCUCUCUCUCGAUGGAGGUCAUGAAAGACUCUUCUGUGUUCUUAAUUAAUGUGAGUUUUGGAAACCUUUCGAGAAGCACACCCACACAUUUGUUAUUGAUUUGAUGAUGGCUUUUUGUAUAACCGUUAAUAAUGUGACGCUAUUAAAACACAACAGAAAACCCUGGCUUUUAUUCAAUGGUGCAGCGCUAACAAAAAGGAGAGAAUUUU
Paramisgurnus dabryanus is the source of this 3634-nucleotide messenger RNA. It is a transcript of the gene trim23, whose product is annotated as tripartite motif containing 23. NCBI's taxonomy places the organism in Eukaryota, Metazoa, Chordata, Actinopteri, Cypriniformes, Cobitidae. Gene Ontology annotation, molecular function: GTPase activity; zinc ion binding; GTP binding. The record is from RefSeq and is a predicted model, not a curated record.